UACAUAACGUAAAUCAAUUGAUUUCAGAAUUCACAGUGAAAGAGAUACAGAUUGUUCGUAAGCAUACACAUGUCACGCAAACUCAUUCAUUGGGCGGAUCAUCUCAUCGUCACUGUCGGCACUCCAAUUCAUACCAGACCAAGUUAGAUUAGAAAAGAGAUGGAUUGGAGUCUUCACCAGCGAGUUGAGUCAUGGAUCAGAGAGCAAAGAACGAAGAUUAGCUGGGCCGUGAAAUGGCCUGUGGUUGUGAUCAAUUGGCCCUGGACCAAUGGGCAGCAACAGAGGAAGCGGAUCAAGGAGGAGUUUGAGAAGAGGAAGAGGCAGCUCGUCAAAUUGUGUCACGCUGUUAAGGCGGAUUCGCUUUCGGAUUUGCAGGAUAUUUUGUGCUGCUUGCUGCUUUCCGAGUGCGUUUAUAAGAGACCUGACACUGAACUGCUUCGAUCUGUGAACAAAUUCAAGGCCGACUUUGGGAGUCAAAUUGUUUCUAUUGAGCGUGUUCAACCUUCUUCAGAUCAUGUUCCUCACAGGUAUUUAUUGGCUGAGGCAGGGGACACACUAUAUGCUUCUUUUAUUGGAACCAAGCAGUACAAGGAUGUCAUGGUUGAUGCAAACAUACUUCAAGGUGCCAUAUUUCAUGAAGAUGAUGAAGAUCAUGAUGGGUCUAAAACUUCUGAAUCUGUUGAGGUGGAUAAUCAAAAUAAAAAUGCUGCUGAUACGAAUAUCCACGGAGUGAGGCAACUAAAAUCCUCUGUUAAACCAGCUGCUCAUCGGGGGUUCAUGGCUCGUGCCAAAGGGAUACCGGCGCUGGAGUUAUAUAGGCUGGCCCAGAAAAAAAAGAGAAAACUUGUGCUUUGUGGGCAUUCACUCGGUGGAGCUGUUGCUGUUUUGGCUACACUAGCUAUUUUAAGGGUCAUUGCAGCUUCCUCUUCAACAAAAGAAUAUGAGAAGGUCCAGGUCAAGUGUAUCACAUUUUCCCAGCCUCCAGUAGGAAAUGCUGCCUUACGAGACUAUGUUAACAGAAAAGAUUGGCAACAGUACUUUAAGACUUACUGCAUUCCUGAAGAUCUUGUACCCCGUAUACUAUCCCCUGCAUACUUUCAUCACUACAAUACGCAAACACCUACAGUUCGUGCUAAUGGUGAUGAUGAAACCUCUUCUGUUUUAUUACCAAAAAGUGAUGAUAAAUUGGAUAGCAAAAAACCAGAAAAACUAAGAGAAUCUAAUGGAGAGCAGUUAGUACUGGGUAUGGGCCCUCUGCAGAGCUCCUUUUGGAGACUUUCAAAGCUUGUACCAAUAGAGGCCGUUAGAAGACAUAUAUAUAGGUUUAAAGAGAAAUCCGAAGAUCCUACAGAAAUGUCCUUUUCUAUUGAUCCUUCUCGAGCAUCUUCCAUUGAAGAUGUGGUGGCUGCACCACAAUCUCUCGAGAUCCAAGAAGAUUCUGAUGGAAUUUCUCUGACACCCAUUUCUGAAAAGAAUAGAGAGGGAAGUAAAACUGAAAGGUCAUCUGGGAAAAAUUAUAGAGCUGGAGGGGAUAUUAGAACAUGGCGUAGAGUGCCAUAUCUGCCUUCAUAUGUACCUUUUGGACAGCUUUACUUAUUGGGGAGCUCGUCGGUGGAGGCACUGUCUGGUGCAGAAUAUUCAAAGUUGACAUCGGUUAAAUCAGUAAUAUCCGAAUUAAGGGAACGGUUACAGUCACAUUCAAUGAGAUCAUACAGAUCGAGAUUUCAGAGAAUCUUUGAUGUUUGCAUGAAUGAUAGUUUUUCAACUUUUCUGGGGAUAGAUCAGCUACAGCAAUUUCCUCAGCUACAGAAAUGGAUAGGUAGUUCUGUUGCUGGUAGUGUUGAGCUUGGGCAUAUUGUGGAGUCUCCUGUCAUUCGCACAGCAACUUCUGUUGCUCCUCUAGGAUGGAAUGGUAUUCCUGGUGAUAAGAAUUCCGAUGCUUUGAAAGUUGAUAUUACUGGUAUUAGGUUGCAUCUCUGUUCGCUGGUCCAAGCUCGAGUGAAUGGUAUCUGGUGCUCAACCACUGUGGAAUCUUUUCCUCCUGAACCAACUUGUACUACUAAUCAUCAUGAACUGAAGCCAGAUAUACAAAGCAUAAGGAUAUUGGUAGGGCCUCCUCUAAAACGGCCUCCAAAGAACCAGAGGUUGAUCGAUUCAUUAUUAUCAAAAUUUUCUUCAGCUGAUUCAAAUUCUACCAAUCUAAGAAGUGACCAGAAUAUCCGUGCAUCUCAUUUAGGGAAGAUCAUCUGCCCUCAAGGUUUAGAUGAUGUUGUUGUCUUUUGUACUACUGAUUUUUCAACCAUCUUUAAAGAGGUCCAUGUUAGAACUCGCAGGGUGCAACUCAUUGGUCUUGAGGGUGCUGGUAAAACUUCUCUUCUCAAGGCAAUACUGGCCAAGGGCAGGCUUCCCGCUGCUGCUCGUGCUGAAGAUGCACAUACGGAAAUUGUUGAAGAAGGUGUUUCUGGUGGUCUGUGCUACUCAGAUUCAGCAGGAAUAAAUCUGCAGGAUCUGAGUAAGGAGGUCUCUUCUUUCAGGGAUAAGCUAUGGUUGGGAGUUCGCGAUCUUAGUAAAAAAAUAGACUGUAUUGUUCUUGUGCAUAAUCUAUCUCAUCAAAUUCCACGAUGCAGUCAUGCAAAUGCACAGGAACAACCGGCGCUCUCCCUUCUACUAGAUGAGGCCAAAGCACUUGGAGUCCCUUGGAUUUUGGCAAUAACUAAUAAAUUUUCUUUAAAUGCGCAUCAGCAAAAAGCAGCAGUGGACGCUAUCCUACAAGCAUACCAAGCAUCUCCCAGUAGAACUGAAAUUAUUAAUUCAUGUUCAUAUGUUGUACCCAGUGUUGCAAAUACUACACCGUCCGGACUUUCUACUGAGAGAGAUUCUGAUGCCAAGUUGGCUGCUCUGAAUCUUAUUUUUGCUCCAAUAAAUUUGGUUCGUAAGCCUUUUCAAAAGAAAUCGGCCAGCCUUCCUGUUGAGGGCGUGAGCGCUCUUUGUCGGAUUGUUAAACGUGUUCUUCGGGACCACGAGGAAGCUGCUUUGCAGGAACUUGCUAGAGAUAGACUUUUGUUGGAGUCUGCCCGGGAACAUGCAGUUGCUGCGGAUGCAAUUCGGGAAGCACAGGCGAGGGCUAAUUCUUUGACUGCGGCAGCAGUGGGGGGUUCUCUUGGUGCUGGUCUUGGCAUUGUUAUGGCUAUUGCUCUGGGUGCUGCAUCUGCCUUGAGAAAACCAUGAUCUUUUUGCUCCGUAGCCUUGAGGGAAAUUGCUUCUAAUCUUAACUAGUUUCUAUGCAGGCGUGGACUAUGUCAGCUCUAAUGCUGAAUCUGUGUGGUUAUAAUCACAAGUUAUAACCACUUCUAAUAGUGAUAGUGUAUUUUUAGGUUGUAAUCUACCAUUUUUUUUUUUCAUUUAAUUCUUCUAGAUUUCUAUAGAGUGGAGUAUUCCAACUCUUUUUAAGUAUCCUGUAUAUAUAUAUGUACAAUUUUGGUAAAGUUUAUUAUCUCUGUGAAGACGUCGCAAGACACUGUAUUGUACUAUCAAUAUACUUAUAUAAAGAAGAAGCGAGGGGCGUGUAGGUGGCGCCUCUCAUAUCUUUCUGUUC
This is a messenger RNA of Daucus carota subsp. sativus, 3595 nucleotides long. RefSeq lists its product as uncharacterized. Lineage: Eukaryota; Viridiplantae; Streptophyta; Magnoliopsida; Apiales; Apiaceae. Gene Ontology annotation, biological process: lipid metabolic process. The record is from RefSeq and is a predicted model, not a curated record. Bases 160 to 3228 code for a protein of 1022 amino acids. The transcript is spliced from 15 exons.